AUGCGAGUACAACCCACCAAGGAAGAACGAUGCUCGAGCGACGGUUCUGGACAGAAGCAGGAUCCUAUCGAGCGAAGGAGGUUGCAGAACCGUCUGUCCCAGAGAAAUCAUCGUCGAAAGAUACGUGACCGCAUCGCGAAGCUUCAGGAGCGUGUUAUUGCCAGUGAGCUACGAGCAGCUGCAAGUCUGAAUGGUUGGGAUCAUGCCAGCUCGAUCACCGGACCACCAGCGGUGGACCGGUAUUCGCCUAUCUUUGAUCCCAGUGGCACAUCCUCUUCGACGAUGGCCGAUGGGUCCUCCGGUUAUGCAUCAGCGUAUAUGUCUCAGUCCCGAUUGUUCUGCUCGUCGUGCAACAGUGCGUUGGCGCCGCUGCCGCUAUGCUCGACCCAAAUGACGAUUACAUCGCCUCUAUACGAUAUCACCGAGCUCGAUGCUUCGAAUACAUCCUCCUCGAACCCCCGGAAUCACCCCUAUUUCCCCCGGUCUAGCUCUGGCGCUUCUGAGUUGCUGCAAAGCAUGUCUGGUGGCUAUUCAUCGAGCGACGCAAACGCAGUGCCCCUUUUCGAACCGUGGACUGGCCAAACUCAGUAUUCCGGAUCGUCACUUUACUACCUCACAACAGAGGCGUCGUUGCCACAGAUCAUGCAAGCUUUAAGCACGGGACCAGCACGACCCAAGGCGAUCAUCGUGCUCUCGCAGAAUACGCAACCAGCCUCAAUUUCCACCAGUCUACCAACGUCGCAAUCGCCACCCACUGCAAACAGCACUGUCGAACUGUCAGGAUCAUCCAGUCCUGUUGAGUUGCAUGAGACCUUGUGCCAGUGCCAGAGUCAGCGAUCGAUGGCUGGACCCCCGGGCAUGAUGGCCGCUGAUGACUGGGUUAAUGCAGGUACCUCAACCUCUCCGGCUGUUUGCCCACUACAUUCGAUGCCAGCCAAUGAGAGCAUGCAACUUAUGAUGAUGUGA
Molecule: messenger RNA, 966 nt
Organism: Aspergillus saccharolyticus JOP 1030-1
Lineage: Eukaryota; Fungi; Ascomycota; Eurotiomycetes; Eurotiales; Aspergillaceae
Gene: xanC
Product: transcription factor xanC
Exons: 3
Coding region: 1-966 (321 amino acids)
Biological process (GO): regulation of DNA-templated transcription
Molecular function (GO): DNA-binding transcription factor activity
Source: RefSeq, a predicted model, not a curated record